AUGUCUACCGUAUUUGAGCCCAGGAGCUCGCAGAGCCGACAAACAAUGGCCGCGCCAUCCGUGGCAGACAGCCUCCCCAGCAUCAACUUUGGAUUCGACGAGCUGCGCGAUCGCAUGGCCCGUUUUACAGCCAAAUUCGAUGCAUUUAUUGAACAAGGGCGAAAGAGGGUGUUGGAGGAGAAGAAUCAAUUCGUUAUGCAGGUCACAGAGCUACAAGAGGACCAAAGGAUGAAGAGAAAAGACAUCGACAUACUCCAAAUGAAGACAAACACACACCAGAACAGCAUCGCCAAGGAAGCAGCCGAGAGCCGCGAGAUGCAAGCCGCCAUUGCCUCGCUCAGCGCCGAGCGCGACAAGCAGCUCGCCCUGCGGGACACACUCCAGAAACAGAUAGAGGAGACGCAGAAGGAGAUCGACACGCGGCUGGCGGCGCAGCGCGCGCAUCAAGCCCAGCAGGAGGCGCAGGCGCGCUUCAACGUGCCGGAGCUGGACUUCUGGAUCACGAACCUGUGCCUCAAGAUUGAGGGAGCAGGGCAAGAGGACAGGCUGAAGUUUGUGUUCUCGCAUAUUGAUGAGAAGGACUGGGAGCGCGAGGCGUGGUUCGAGCUCAGCACUACCUCCAGGGACUACGAAGUAAAGCACUACAGCAUUGAUAUGCCCCCUCCUCCAGAAGAAAACAAACAAGCCUCGGCGCAAGUCGCCGUAGACCUCCUCUGGGAGAUCUCUCAAAUCCUCAACUGCCACCUCGACCGGCGCGAGAUAUCGAUAUGCACCUCCCUGAUCGAGCGGGGCGUCAAUCCGGAGGCACUUGCUACCACCAUCAAAGAGCUGCGCAAGGGCGCCCAGGAGACCAAGAUUGAGCUCGAGUCGCGCAAGCAGCAGCAGCAGCAGCAAUGA
Molecule: messenger RNA, 897 nt
Organism: Diaporthe amygdali
Lineage: Eukaryota; Fungi; Ascomycota; Sordariomycetes; Diaporthales; Diaporthaceae
Product: kinetochore protein spc25
Exons: 5
Coding region: 1-897 (298 amino acids)
Biological process (GO): gamma-tubulin complex localization; chromosome segregation
Cellular component (GO): gamma-tubulin ring complex; Ndc80 complex
Source: RefSeq, a predicted model, not a curated record